AUGUCGGGCUACGGGAAUGAACGACGAAAGGUGUUGGUCCUAGGAGCAAAGAAGUCAGGCAAGACGUCGUCUUUGAAGGCCGUCUUUGAAGGGAUGACCCCGAAAGAUACCAUCUGGCUCGAGACGACACAACAGAUCGUCAAGACCGACUUUGACUCCAUCUUACCGCUGGAGUUAUGGGACACGCCGGGAUCGUUUGACCUGGACAGUAUCACUUGGGAAGAGUUUUCGACCGUGGUAUACAUGCUCGACGUAUCACAAGACACGCAUCACCCAAUCUCGAAGAUUGUCCCCACCUUCAUCCUCGCCUACGCCCAAAACCCAUCCAUCAACUUCGAAGUCUUCAUCCACAAAGCCGAUCAUUGGGACGCCGAUUGGCAGGACGAAGACUUCCGUGAGAUCACGGGCAGGGUGAUGGACGAAAUCGCAGAUUUCUCCGACUGGGCCUCUUUGGCGGAUACGCACCCCAACGUCCGUUUCAAUGUGGAUGCGGACGCUUGGUUGGAGACGUUGACGACGGAGAAGAUCAGGUUCUGGUUAACAAGCAUUCACAACUAUACGAUCUACGAGGCUUGGAGUAAAGUGAUACAGAGGUUGAUGGAGGAUAUCUAUGGGACGAUCGAAGGGCUCUUGAAUACGUUUGGUCAGCAAUCAUCGAUGCAUAAAUCGUUCCUCUUUGAUAUCAACGCCAAACUUUACGUCGCCAUGGAUAUCAAUUCGGUAGAAUCCUCGACAUUCCAGCUAUGCAGCGAUUAUCUAGGGAGAAUGAUGGUCUUUCAGUCGUUGUUCGACAACGUGCCCGAAGCUCGGAAACAAGCCCGGUCAGACAAGGCAAAGCGGGAAGGCAAGCGUGAUCCGACGCAAGAUGAAGACGACGACGAAGAUCCGGAAGAACGAGAAUGGCCGGCAAACGUCGCUCGGCUGGGAGAGAAUACGAGUAUCUGCUACUGGCAGUUCACAAAACGCCUGGCUCUGAUGAGCGUGGUCAGCUCUGACGUGCUCAAUCAGCAGCAGGGCAUGAUCGAAUUCAACGUCGCUUUAUUGCGCAAAGCCAUCUUACAGAUCCUCGAAGCGAUCGGGCAAUAG
Molecule: messenger RNA, 1086 nt
Organism: Filobasidium floriforme
Lineage: Eukaryota; Fungi; Basidiomycota; Tremellomycetes; Filobasidiales; Filobasidiaceae
Product: Gtr1/RagA G protein conserved region-domain-containing protein
Exons: 8
Coding region: 1-1086 (361 amino acids)
Biological process (GO): cellular response to amino acid stimulus; cellular response to starvation; regulation of autophagy
Cellular component (GO): nucleus; Gtr1-Gtr2 GTPase complex; fungal-type vacuole membrane
Molecular function (GO): GTP binding; GTPase activity
Source: RefSeq, a predicted model, not a curated record